CCGAAAGUGAAGGGAAGUCGUCGGGCGGCGGGGGAUCCCCGGGGCCGCUGGAGGCGGCAGCGCCCCUGCCUGGCGGGAAAAGACACGUAUGAGUGCUCGUGUGUGCGUCCCCCAGGUCCUCGGUCACGGUCCGUGACUUCGGGGCGCCGCCACGGAGCCCGUCCGGGCGCUGCCGCCCCGCCGCUCGUGCCCCGGGCAGGGCAGUCGCCGGCGAUGCUGUGCUGCAUGCCCGGCGUGGCUUUCGUCCCCGCUUUGCUCGUCAGCUGGUCCUCGGCCGCCUUCAUCAUCUCCUAUGCGAUCGCCGUGCUGGAGGGGCACGUCGAGCCCCUCGUCCCCUACAUCAGUGACACUGGAACAAAACCUCCAGAAAGUGGUGUCUUUGGUUUUAUGAUUAAUAUUUCAGCUCUUUUAGGUGUAAUUACAAUGUACAUCAGAUAUUUAUUAAUAGAGAAGCAAAAUGAGUCAUCGCGCUUUGUUAGGUCUUCGUGCAACAUGUUUUCAUUAUGUAUUGGAUUGAUGGGCUGUAUUGGAAUGGGCAUAGUUGCAACUUUUCAGGAGCUGGCUGUUCCCAGUGUCCAUGACAUAGGAGCUUUGGUGGCAUUUGGCUCGGGUGUUGUAUACAUUACACUUCAGUCUAUAAUCUCUUACAAGUCCUGUCCACGAUGGAACUCUUACUUUGUGUGUCACAUAAGGAUGGCUAUAUCUGCAAUAUCAUGCAUUGCUUUCAUUCCCAUGAUUGUGUUUGCUUCUCAGGUUUCCAUGACAAAAAUUGAUUGGACUCCAGGUGAAAAGGAUUACACUUAUCAUUUUAUGAGUGCAAUCUGUGAAUGGACGGUGGCCUUUGGUUUUAUCUUCUUCUUUUUAACAUUCAUUAGAGAUUUUCAGAGAUUUUCUUUGAGGAUAUCAACAGAAAUACAUGAAGACUCCUGGUAGUGAAAAGUAAAAAUAUUUUAUAUCUAUGAAUAUUCUAGGUUUCUUUUUACUCAUAGA
Molecule: messenger RNA, 990 nt
Organism: Pipra filicauda (Wire-tailed manakin)
Lineage: Eukaryota; Metazoa; Chordata; Aves; Passeriformes; Pipridae
Gene: DRAM1
Product: DNA damage regulated autophagy modulator 1
Exons: 7
Coding region: 214-933 (239 amino acids)
Biological process (GO): regulation of autophagy
Cellular component (GO): lysosome
Source: RefSeq, a predicted model, not a curated record